GGCACUGUCUUUAAUCUUGAGUCCGAGGAGGAGGAAUACCCUGAAGUUGUUGCAGAAGAUAGCAAUGAUAUUUAUAUUCUGCCCAGUGACAACUCUGGACAAGUCAGUCCUCCAGAGUCUCCAAUUGUGACUACUUCUUGGCAGUCAGAGAGCUUACCUAUUUCCCUGUCAGCCAGCCAGAGUUGGCAUACAGAAAGCCUACCAAUGUCCCUGGGUCCUGAGUCCUGGCAGCAGAUCACAAUGGAUCCCGAAGUAAAAAGCUUAGAUAGCAAUGGGGCUGGAGAGAAGAGUGAGAACAAUUCCUCUAAUUCUGACAUUGUGCAUGUUGAGAAAGAAGAAAUACCUGAGGGUGCGGAAGAGGCUGCUGUGGCAUCUGUAGUCUUGUCAACCAGGGAGGUGCAAGAGGCAUUCCCUAAAGCCCCAGCUCCCUUGCUUCCACAUAUCACUGCCACUUCCUUGCUGGGCAUGAGAGAAUCUGACACAGAAAUGACUGCAGUUGAGAAAGUCAGCCCAGCUACAUCAUUGUUUGUAGAACUUGAUGAAGAAGAGAUGAAAACAGCUAUAACUGAACCUAUUGAACGAGAGGAGAUGAUCCCUAUACUGGAACCCACAAAAACACUGUUAAGUGAAGAGAUGACUAUAAGGAAAAAGAGUCUUAUGGAAGGGUCUUACCCUGCUGGAGAAGAGAAGUCUAUGGCAUUGUCUGAGGGCAAGUCUAUACUGUUGUUUGGAGGGGCUGCCGCUUUUGCCAUCCUGGCAGUGGCAAUUGGAGUAGCAUUGGCUCUGAGAAAGAAAUAGCAUUUUUUAGAAAAGAAAUAAGACAAAAAGGAUAUUAGGUUUUAGUUGUAUUGACUGAAUUUAAACUGCCAGCAGCUGAUUGGACAUUUGUGGAACACUCUUGGAUAAUUGAAGAUUUCUGGCUUGAGGUAGAGGGUAUUCAUGUUUGUCUGACUGUUAAGUUCCAAAAGCCUUGGCUCAUGGUAGAUUCUGAAGAAUCUUAAGAGAAGCUUAAGAGUAAAGUACUCCCUCUGGUACAGGUUUCUCAAUCUCUGCAUUAAUUAUAUCUUGAAAAUUCUUUGUUGUAGGAAGUUGUCCUGCGCAUUGUGUUUAGCAACAUCCCUGGCCUGUACCCACUAAAUACCAGUAGCACCUCUCCCCCAGUUGUUACAACCAAAAAUAUCUCCUGACAUUGCCAAAUGUCCCUGGGAGUAAAAUUAUUCCCCUUUACAGGCCACAGCUUUAGAGGGAGAGGGUUAAUUUAGGAGCAUCUGUGAUACAAGUUCCCAGGCAAGAGGGCUUAACUGUGUGCUCCUCAGCUACUGAUUCGGUCCUGCCCUUGAAAUUUCAUCUUUUCUGGUGAACAAACUGUUUGCAGUCAUUCCUUUUUGGCUUUUCUUUUCUUCCCCACCUUUUUAGUCCUAUAGUGUGAGGGUAUUCUCCUCUUUUGUCACAGCUGCUUCUCAGGUACCCCACUCCUCCUCUUCACCUCCAGGUUUCUCCUAAGAUCAAUGGAGCGUGCUUGCUCUGUACCUAUCAAGUCUCUGAUGCUUCUUAUAGCUUCACCUUGUAAAGAUACUGCCUUUAGUAGUCUUUAAAAAGGGGGGGGGGGCGCUCCCUGCCUAUAAGUGCUAUGACAACUAACUGACAAGAGAGAGAUCUGUCUCAUUUAGAAGCAGGAAAAUGGUUUAAAUGACCUCUGGAGCUCUUUCGGCUCUUUUGUGUAUGGCCACCCAACUGAAUUUAUGGCUACUUGCCAGCAGCAUCUCCCUUGCGGGAUGGUCACUGUCUAUAACCUGGGCUUGUGCGUUUUUCCCUAUACUAUCUGGCCUCAGUGUUACUGGUCGACCAUCUAGCUCCUUUGCAGUCCUUUACUGCGUUUUUAUACUCGGCUUGCAGACCAAUUGAAUUAUAACUCUUAUGAAAUACAGAAAGUCUCCUAAAUAUCAUUGAAAUAAAAUGUAUGAAAAGAGAAGCUUGACUUUCUUGGUUACCCUCAAGUUCUAGUUUGGCUUUCAGGCUUCUUCACUGAAAUCUUCACAGUCCAAUGCCAGUGUGAUAAACCAGAAUGAUCCUAUUAGUAUGUACUAGUUGAGAAUCAGCAUAAUUUUCUUUCAUCUGGCUGAUCCCACCUCUAGUAGGAUGGGAAGUGUCAUUUUAUGCCUGAGGAUCACGGUGUCGCUAUGCAGGUCAUACUUGCUUGAUACAGAUCAUUUCAGAUUUAUCUUAGUAAAUGUAACAAAUUAUUUUUUAGAUCCUAAAAUUUGUAGUAAAAUUACCUUAUCACGAUCACCAAAAUGUGAAGUUUUAAAUGUGCUUUCUUUUUGAAAUAUAUUUUAAAAAAUUAAAUCUUCUCCCUAAAGCAAUACUAUUUAAAAGUUGAUCAAGAAAGUUCUGAAGUGUUUGUGUGCCACUUCAGCUUUAUCAUGGGGUUUAUCUUUAUGUUCUGAGUUUUAGUGUCCCAUUUAGGGGGUGAUGUUUUUGAGGGUUUUGAUGCACCUUGAUUAAAAUAGCUAAGGGUGAGGGGGAAAAAUGGGAUUAGUGUAGUAAAGAAUUAUUUCCUUCUUGGGCUCUGACUGUUUCAGUGGAUUACUCUAUGUUCUAAUUGCUACAUUUGUGUUUGCAUAGGGUAAGAGCAAACUGGUGUGUUAUCUUGAUUCCCCACACCCUUUCCUAUAUAAUAAAAGAUUAUGGAAAUUGA
Molecule: messenger RNA, 2698 nt
Organism: Myotis davidii
Lineage: Eukaryota; Metazoa; Chordata; Mammalia; Chiroptera; Vespertilionidae
Gene: BCL2L13
Product: BCL2 like 13
Exons: 1
Biological process (GO): apoptotic process
Cellular component (GO): mitochondrion
Source: RefSeq, a predicted model, not a curated record